Molecule: messenger RNA, 2299 nt
Organism: Populus trichocarpa (black cottonwood)
Lineage: Eukaryota; Viridiplantae; Streptophyta; Magnoliopsida; Malpighiales; Salicaceae
Product: malate dehydrogenase [NADP], chloroplastic
Exons: 4
Coding region: 1101-1598 (165 amino acids)
Source: RefSeq, a predicted model, not a curated record
CCAGAGAUGUUUCAAAGUUGUUUUGCUCUGCAUCUUUUCCAUGCCUUUGGACUUAUGAAAAACAUGGAAGAACUAAUAUUUCACCUCAAUGUAUCCAAACUUUGAAUGCACAGAAUCGUGAUAAUUUCUUUUUCAUGUUGUAGAAACUGUGGGAUCUGAUAAUUUGUUCAAGGCAUGCUGCUUGGAUGGUCACAUGUGUGGCCAAAUUGCUUAGAAAAAAUGCGAAAAUCCUGCAUUGUCAAUCUCUUGGGACGCUGGACAUCUUUCACAGAAUGGUGCUAAUAUCGUGUAUUCAUAUCUGAUACCAUCUCUCAACCAACUCCUUUAGGUUGCUAAAAACUGAGAAAUUAAAUUGGGUUCUCAUCAGUUGCAACUUGGCUGGGAUCAUGCACGAUGAUCAUUGCGGGGAUUUUUUUCCUUUAUCAUUUGUUAGUUGCAAAAUGAUAUACAGCUCUGUUUUCAUUAAGAGCUGGGAGAUUGUGAGCUGGGCUAUUAUUGUAUAUCAUUUGGCUUUAGAAAGCUUGUGUGCUAGUUUGUAUUCUUACUAUUAUUGAAAAAAAAAUUAGCUUGUAUUCUUAUCUCUUUUCGGUCCAAUUUCUGUUGUCAUUAAGGUAUAUACCUCUAAAACACAUCUCAUGCAACUCAUAGGUGAGAGCAUUUAUGAAAUGCGAACAAAAUUAUGACAUAUCUUUCACCAAUUCAAUUCCCCAAAUAAAGAUGGUAUCUACAAACAAAAAAAUGACUCACCAAUACAUCCUUCGAUGAAAAUGAGAAUAUAAUUGAAGCCAAGCUAUAUGUUGGCGAGUUUGAAGGUUCUCAAAUGGCGGAAUCCAAGUAGCAGCAGACACACCAAAUGGAGGAUAACCAUACCAAAGCCCAUGAUUAUUAUCAAGAAGUAGAUUUCAUGGAUUACAUUUUAUAGCCAAGUGCCAUAUGCAUGGCCUUUGACUACUCACUCUUCACCUCAAAUACUCGUCACCUCUCUCCCCCUCUCUUUCUUUGCCUACUUUGUUCUUGAUUUCUUCUUCAGUUCCUCUCCCUCCGAACCCUUCACUCUCUCUUCUUUUUUUUUUCCCAUUACUUUUUUCUUCUCUGCUACCAUGGCCGUGGCAGAGCAAACCACAUCCCCUGCUACUGCUAAAUAUACAAAGACAAGCAGUCGUUUACACUCCUCACAGCUCUCACAUUUAUCAACUAGUCCCUCUUUUCACUUUCGUCGCUCGUUUAGACCAAUCCCUCGUGCCCAAAACUUCAAAAUCACUUGCUCUGUCAAUCAAGUUCCAGCCCCAGUUGCAGUUCAGACCGAAGAAGCCAAGAACAAGUCUGAACGCUUCGGUGUUUUCUGCCAAACAUACGAUCUCGAAGCUACUGAAGCUGAAUUGCUACCUGAGAAGAGAUGUGUAGCUCACCUCACAGGAGAGGUAUAUGUAUUACCCCAUCAUUGCUUCCUUGUGCUGAUUCUGCCGCAUCAAUUACUAACGGCCCUGCUCUUUUCAGGGUGUUGCUUUCCGAGAUUUACCAGAGGACACAAAGCUUCCAGGGGAAACGUAAUUAGACACAUCGUUAAUCGUUAUUCAAAAUGGUCCAAAAAACCUUAGCUGGUAGUAGAAGUCCAUUUGAUAACCUUCAGUUUACAAAUCAUUGCUAUUGCUGGGUCUUGUAGCCAUCUAGCUCAGAUGGCCAUUGCCAUUUCUUUCCACCCUUUACCUUUGGUGAAUAUAUUGUCACCGGAAGUUUCAAGUGCACAAGGUACACAAGUACUUUGCCUCUCUAUUUCUGAAUGUCAUGCAUGUCGAGAACAAGUGCUUCAAACUUCCGAUAGCCACAUUAAGACCAUCCUGGAUUUGUAAAGAUACUUCGAUUCCGUGUUCUUCCAAGCUGCUUGUCACAUGCAUUGUGUGCUUGUGCAUGCUACUGCCUACUUUCUCACAACUUCCAAAUCUUUCUAGUUGGAGACUGAGCAGAUCACCGGAACCUUCAAGAAGAGAUUACGUGUAGAAAAUGAGCACCACGCAUCCUGAUAUUUAUCCGUGGUUAUGUUGAAGAAUUAAGGACUUCGAAGGUUAAAUUUACAAAUAUCUAAAUCCGUCAUGCCAGGGUUUCUGGUCACAUUACAUUCGCCGACCAAAAAAGACAAUUCCCAAAUCGAAAAGGCCGAUGUAACUUCAAGGAGAACUACAGCUAGUUAUCAUCGACAUAGAGGUAGGAGAACAAUCAACCUGUUCUGACAAAUUCAGUAGGCCAUCCUUUUGUUUUAGAAUAUAUCACUUGACAGUAAAUCAACUUAGGCAGCGGCUAA